CCCGCCACCUGGCCAACCCUCACGUCUAAGGGAUUGUCAACCCUUCCCAAGCUCCACUGGACUGGCUGACCGGCCUUUGAAAUUUCCCACCUUUUUCUCUUUCCCCUUUCCCUUUUCGACUCCCCCUAUAUAAAGUAAGCCCCCACGCUCGCCAAGCAACACACUCCAUCGCACACCCAACGCACGUACCCAACCAGAGCCAAAAGCUCCCCCCUUUACGGCUCCCGCCGCGCCGAUGGACUGGACCAGGGGCCGCGCCGUCGGCCGCGGGGCCUCCGCCACCGUGUCGGUCGCGACCUGCCGCCGCUCCGGCGACGUCUUCGCCGUGAAGUCGGCCGAGCUGGUUCGGUCCGAGUUGUUGCGGAGAGAGCAGCGGACCCUGUCCUCCCUGAGCUCACCGAGGAUAGUCGGCUACAGGGGGUGCGAGAUCACGAGCGAAGACAGCAGGAUCAUGUUCAACAUCUUCCUGGACUAUCUGCCGAGAGGAAGCCUCGCGGAUCAGAUCAGGAGCCACGGAGGCAAGCUGGACGAACCGGCGAUUCGUGCCUACACGAGCCAAAUUCUGGAGGGGCUGGACUACUUGCACUCCCGGGGCAUCGCGCAUUGCGACAUCAAGAGCGCCAACGUCCUGAUCGGCGACGACGGCGCCGCGAAGAUCGCCGACUUCGGGUGCGCGAAGCGGGUCGGCCCGGCGGGGGCGGCUGCGACGGCGGCGGCGGGGAUCGGGGGCACGCCGAUGUUCAUGGCGCCGGAGGCGGCGCGGGGAGAGGAGCAGGGGCUCGCCGGCGACGCGUGGGCGGUCGGGUGCACGGUCGUCGAGAUGGCCACCGGGAAGUCCCCGUGGCAGGCCGGCGCGGCCGCGGGUGCAGACGACCCGGUGUCGGUGCUCUACAGGAUCGCGUGUUCCGGGGAGUCACCGGCGAUUCCGGGGUGCCUCUCCGCGGAAGCAAGGGAUUUCGUGAGCAAGUGUCUAAGGAGAGACCCGAGGGAGAGGUGGACGGUGGGUCAACUUCUCGAGCACCCAUUCCUCGAGAGCAACAAACUGGGCUCGAGCCAAGCCGAGCAGACCAACACGAAGUCGCCCACGAGCGUUCUGGAUCAAGAAUUCUGGGACGCCAUGGACGAGGCAGAGUCGGAAGCCGCCACGACGGGAGGCGAACGAAUCGAGUCGGCCCUCGACAGGAUCAGGACGCUGUCGUUCCGGGAGGGACGACCCUGCCGGCCGUGCGACGAGGGCUGGAUCACAGUCAGAGAUGGUGGGUCGGACGCGGCUUCAUCUUCUUCAUCGUCAUCUUCUUGGCGUUCUUCGUGGGUCGGCGACGAGAUGGACGACGCGAGUGCCGUCGGUGGUGAGAGGUGGGUGGGCCUGCCGCAGGGUGGGAAUUCAUGUGAAUGCGGAGAAAAGUGCGCUGUCAUUCGGAUUAGCCUCGAUUUGCAGAGACACGAGUGUAGAUUUCCCGAAUUGAUGUCGAGAUUUUCGUGAAAAUGACUGCUCUCUCUCUCUCUCUCUCUCAUCGCAUUUGCUUCUUUUUGGCGGUGAACUGAGCUUUGAGCUGGAUCGAUUCUUUUCCAAUGGCGGACGUGAAAAGCGCUUUGUCCUCUCUCGCCAGUACCUAGUGUACUCUCAAGAACUGAAGGGUCAUCUUCGACUUCGAGAUC
This is a messenger RNA of Eucalyptus grandis, 1659 nucleotides long. Its product is annotated as mitogen-activated protein kinase kinase kinase 18. The record is from RefSeq and is a predicted model, not a curated record. Bases 236 to 1483 code for a protein of 415 amino acids. NCBI's taxonomy places the organism in Eukaryota, Viridiplantae, Streptophyta, Magnoliopsida, Myrtales, Myrtaceae. The transcript has a single exon. Gene Ontology annotation, molecular function: ATP binding; protein kinase activity. Gene Ontology annotation, biological process: protein phosphorylation.